CUAAAUCCUCUUGGAGUUCUUAUCAGCUGUCGUUUGAAUGCUGAUCUAAAAACACCAUGAUUGACCAUCGGCAGGUUGUAUGUACAUGAGUCACAUCCACUCACCGCAUCACGCUACCGGACAUGGAAAUUCGCGAGUCGCGCUAGCGCCGCAGUCCGCUACAGGGCGUGGACCCCACCUGUGAUAAAUAAGUAUGGCUUGGUAAGAAAAAAGCACUGCCGACAUGUUGAUUUCUGAUCUCUUCAACCUCAAUUUUUUGCAUAGCGAGCAUAUUUAGCAAGAGCUGGGAAGCAGAUGGCAACAGUAGAGGAGCAGCAACCGCUGCUCAGACCAAUUGUUGAAGAUGCUGAGGCGGAUGCAAAGCAUGACGAGGUGAUCUUGGACUUUGAGGCGGGAGACCCUGAAAACCCAAGGGAAUGGGAUCCAAAAUUUAAGUGGCUGAUUGUGUCUCUUCUUGCGUUUAUGGCGUUCACUGUAACAUUCACAUGCAUUGGUGUCGUCCCAAUUGCAGCCAGCAUAGUUGACGAACUUGAAGGCAAGCAUGCGAGCACAUCGACCAGCGCACUCCUGGUCACCAUUUGGGAACUCGGCGAAGCAGCUGGCCCUCUUCUCAUCGCGCCCCUCUCCGAAGUUUUCGGUCGCUAUCCUGUAAUGAACGGAUGCAACAUCGUCUUCAUCAUUGCAACUUUCCUCGCUGCUGGCAGCAAAAGCACUCGCCUCCUGAUCGCCGCACGAUGGCUCACUGGCUUCGCCGUCGCCUCGAACGUACUCAAUCCCAGUAUCAUUGGAGACAUCUUCGAAUCCGACCAGCGCGGCUCAGCAAUGAGUCUGGUCUCCCUCGCUCCUCUCAUCGGCGGUGCAAUUGGCCCAGCGAUUGCAGGUGCGAUCGCGCAAACCCUGGGAUGGAGACAAGUCCUUCUCAUGGCCGCAGGUCUAGCCGUCAUCGCCGAAAUUCUCUUCCUAACCUGCUUCCGCGAGACCUACAAAAUGGCCAUCCUUCACCAGCGCAUCGCGCGCAUCAAGCGUGAGAGCGGAGAGUUCAAAGCCGAACCCCUCGCGCCAAAGAGCAAGCACGAAGACCUCUUCAAGAUCUGGCACGCGCUCACGCGCCCCUUCGCAGUACUCUUCGGCUCCGGCGUACUGAUGGCGCUCUCGCUGCAAGCAUCCAUAUCCUUCUCCUUCUUCUACGUCAUGUCCAUCAGCCUCCCCUCCAUCCUGCAAGAAACCUACAACUUCAACCCCGCCGAGACAGGCGCAGCGUUCAUCAUCUUCAGCAUCGGAUCGCUUCUCAGCGUCUUCCUGUGCAAUGCUUUCCUCGACCGCAUAUACAUCACGCUCCGCAACCGCUCCACGCACCCAGACCAACGAAAACCAGAAUACCGCCUCCCGCUCACCGUCCUCGGCGCGGUCUUGCUGCCCUUCAGCGUCACGGCGUAUGGUUGGACCGCGCAGUACAAACUUCCUGUGCCGCUUCUACUCGCUUCUGUCGCGCUGCUGGAUUUUGCGCUGCUCACUAACAUCAUCCCAAUGCAAGCCUACAUCGUAGACGCCUGUGGCUUGUACUCGGCGAGCGCGAUGACGGGUGUUAUUGUCACGAGGUGCUUGAUGGGGACUUUCUUGCCGCUGGCUACGGGACCGCUGGCGGAAUACCUUGGGUACGGAUGGGGGUUCAGUGUGUUGGGGGCUGUGGCGGCGGUUGCGGCGGUGAUUCCGGUGGCCGUGUUGAGGUAUGGGAGCGAGUGGAGGCAGAGGAGCGAGUAUACGAGGGAUGCUUGAAAGUAUGGCACUGAUGCUGUUUUGGAUGGUGAUGAGGUUAUGAGCGAG
Molecule: messenger RNA, 1824 nt
Organism: Macroventuria anomochaeta
Lineage: Eukaryota; Fungi; Ascomycota; Dothideomycetes; Pleosporales; Didymellaceae
Product: MFS general substrate transporter
Exons: 2
Coding region: 295-1776 (493 amino acids)
Biological process (GO): transmembrane transport
Molecular function (GO): transmembrane transporter activity
Source: RefSeq, a predicted model, not a curated record